AUGUUUUCAGUUGCCGCCAUAGUUGCCAUAAUAACCGGGUCACAAGUGCUCGCUGAAUGUGACAUCAAAUCAGGAACGGGUUUGGCUCUCAUUGGGCAUGCGUACUUGAGCCUCCCAGUGCAAGACGCCCAUCAGUGUUAUGAGAAAUGCAAGUCAGACGAACCAAAGUGUCGUAGUUUGAAUUACUAUGGUGACAGCAAGUUCUGUGAGCUUAAUAACGUAACCAGGACAUCUCAUCCGGGUGACUUGAAGGAAAAUCCCGUAUCUGUAUAUUUUGAAAGCCGAUAUAGAGGUAACAACCAAUAGCCAUGAUAUGUUAGCAUGGUCGAUCAAGAGAUUAAAAGUUCCUUAAAUACAAACGCCGAAGUUCAGAGACUCACAACAGUAUUGUCAUCCACUUAUUCUGUGCAAACCUUUCCCUAGUUUUAGAAACGAGCGAAGAGUAACCACUUAAAGUAUGGCUGGAAACGACGCUCUCUUUUGGCACUAAAUAUAGCUGAAUAUUGAUUACAGUCAACUUCUUCUAAGACGGACACCUUUGGGACCGGCAGUAAGUGUCCGUCUUAGAGAGAUGUCCGUCUUAUAGAGAGUCAAAUAAAGGAAGUAAAAAGAAAGGCAGGGACCAACUCUAGGUGUCCGUUUUAGGGAGGUGUUCGUCUUAUAGAGGUGUCCGUUAAGAGAGAGUCGACUGUACCACCUAUUUUUAUUACUUGUCUCUCUUGCUUUCACCUAUCCUUAUUGUCCUGCAUGUUAUGUCGAAGAAAAGAUUGAAAAAAAAAAUGAAAAUCUGAGUAACAGAUCUUUAAAACAUCCACAGUUACCACUGGUUCACAGCGGUCUGUUGCAGCCAGUUCUUGUCAAGACAUUUUGCAGCGAGGGGACUCAACCGGAAAUGGAUUCUACUGGUUGGAUUCAAAUAGUACUGAGGACCCGUAUGUUACGUUUUGUAACAUGACCAGCGGAGGAGGUAGUACCGAUACACGAUUGGAUCAACCAUUGCUUUCGCCUUAAACCACGCUGUCUUAUACCUGUAACCUCUGACCCAAGUCUUAUCUUACUUUUUCAUGUUAUUUUGAGUUUUGGUUGCACUGGAACUCGUAACAAAAAUAUUUGCUAGUGGAUAAAAACUCGUUCAGACUUUGGGUAGUAUAACAUACAAGGCGCGGGAAACAACCCCAAAGUUCUUUUUUACCUUAGGCCUCUUAGUCUGCCCGUGGGACAGAAUCUGGGGAAUCGGUGGCAAAGCGGACAAAACAAUGGUUUUUGUAACUGGUUUUUCAGUUUUCCUCUCUUGCAUGAGCAGGACCGUCUUAUGAAUUAGGUAAGGAGAAACUUUCAUAAAGUAGAAUAAAAUCGGACCGGGAAAGGCACUUUUCUCGUAAAAAGAAAAAAACGUGUUAUUAAUUUUUUGGGAGGUGGGGAGGGGCAAAGGAAUUGCUUGUUAAAUUAUGAUUAGGCAUCCUAAACUGACAUCCAGCUCCCAUUAUAUUUUCAAUCAGUAGUCAAUUAAUAGACAGAAAUGCGUUUCAGAAAACUGGCCCCAGUAAUUAUGUAACUCUGAUCUUUAUCUCAGUUAUCAUAGUUUAUGCGUUGUUUUUAACAGAUACUAGUGCCUCAUUUGACUUGAUAUUUAAAGACCGCAAUACUUCCAACUACGUCGAACUUGAAACGUCUUUCCCAAAUCUCUCCUCGUUCACGGUGUGCUUAUGGUUCAAAUCCAUGGAGCGACAAUUGCUUUUCUUGUCUUACGCCACGGAACCCUUCACAGACGCAAUCAUGAUGUUUUUAAGCUCAACCGGACUAUUCAGAUUUCUGGUGAUGAAUGAGCAAACGUGAGUACAUUUUGAUGUGACCGAACUGACGAGGCAAGAUAAAUUUUAGACUAAGAUAGACUCUUUAUUUUCAUCAGCCUUAGUAGAGGGAGCAAAAAAAAAGAGAGCGCGCGUGAGUCGCUAUCGAAAUUAAAGAGGACUCUUUGUCUAUGGGUACUAUCAGAAAAAAAAAUCAAAUUUGAGUGAUAUUAGUGAAGAGGCCGUGGAUUAAUUAAUCAUGAGCAGUUGUCUUAUUUGUCGAUCUAGGCACUGUAAGCGUGGCUGUUGAACUAGCCUGAGUAUCAGGCCUUCCUAAGGGGCUAAGGGAGAGGAGAUUUUUUUCGCGCUUUUUCUUUUUUCGCUUCUCUCUUGCCCAUUUCCCCCCCAAAACGCCUGAUACUCAGGCUCCGGUUAAACAAGCAGAGCUUUAUUUCAUUGUCGUAAAACCGGAGCACACUGAGUUAAUAGUCUAAAACAUUUUUUUCUAGUCAUGGUCAUACAGGAACCUUUGAAGACAAGACUUGGCAUCAUUUGUGUGGUACAUGGGCCAAUCAUGAUGGUGUUGUCAGAUUAUUCAUAGAUGGUGACUGCAAACUUACUAGCGAUCGAACCAUCCAUGGGGUAAUUCCUGGCACUGGAAAGCUGAUUUUGGGGCAAGACCAAGAUAUAAUGGGAGGGGCUUUCGUUUAUCAGCAGAGCUUUGUAGGCGAAAUGAGCCAUCUGUACAUCUGGAACACUGAUCUGGGAACCAGCGUCAUAUCCACCUUGAGCAUGCACUGUAAAGAGCAUCCAUACCCUGGUUAUAUUAUGAAGUGGUCUGACUUCACGGAGGCGGGGAUACACGGCAAUAUAACGAAGCGAAAUAACUCAAGAUGCUUAACAGCGCAAGACAUGCUGCCAUAA
Messenger RNA from Porites lobata, 2714 nucleotides. The record is from the annotation of a GenBank genome assembly. Lineage: Eukaryota; Metazoa; Cnidaria; Anthozoa; Scleractinia; Poritidae.